AUGAUUUCAAGGAAUACUACUACUUUACUCAAAAGACUAUCUCCUACUCUUCGUAUCGCCAUGCCAAAUAGUCAUCUUUAUGCUCACCACGGCUCCCCUUUCAAGAGAACUGAAUCCACUCAAUCUCUAAUCAGUCUCAAUAGAAAUCCUUUCAAAAUUACUGUCAUAGGUUCAGGUAAUUGGGGUACCACCAUUGCAAAGGUCGUAGCUGAAAAUACUCAGCAUUUCCCUCAUCUAUUCCAAAAGGACGUCAAUAUGUGGGUCUUUCAAGAAAAAAUUGAUGGUGAAAAUUUAACUGAUAUCAUAAAUACAAAACAUCAAAACGUCAAAUAUUUACCAAAUAUUGAUUUGCCUGAAAAUUUAAUCGCUAAUCCUGAUCUAUUAGAUUCUAUUAAAGGUGCCGAUAUCCUGGUAUUUAACGUCCCUCAUCAAUUUUUACCAAAAAUUGUAGAAAGUUUGAAGGGUCAAGUGAAACCAUGGGUACGUGCUAUAUCAUGUCUAAAAGGUUUUGAAGUCGGUAAGAAAGGUGUACAACUACUUUCUUCAUACAUUACAGACGAAUUAGGAAUCCAAUGUGGUGCUCUUUCGGGUGCUAAUUUGGCCCCAGAAGUCGCCAAAGAACAUUGGUCUGAAACUACAGUCGCUUACCAAUUACCGAAAGAUUAUAAAGGUGAAGGUUUAGACGUAGACCAUAAAGUCUUAAAAGCUCUUUUCCACAGACCUUAUUUCCACGUAAAUGUGAUUGAUGACGUAGCCGGUAUUUCAAUCGCCGGUGCUUUGAAAAAUGUCGUCGCUUUAGGUUGUGGUUUCGUCGAAGGUCUAGGUUGGGGUAAUAACGCUUCUGCCGCUAUACAAAGAAUCGGUCUUGGUGAAAUUAUCAAAUUCGGUCAAACUUUCUUCCCUGAAUCAAGAGUCCAAACUUAUUAUCAAGAAUCUGCUGGUGUUGCCGAUUUAAUCACCACAUGUUCCGGUGGUAGAAACGUUAAAGUGGCUAAGCAUAUGGCCAAGACAAAGAAAAAUGCUUUCGAAGCAGAAAAGGAAUUAUUGAAUGGUCAAUCUGCUCAAGGUAUCAUCACGUGUAAAGAAGUUCACGAAUGGUUAUACACUUGUGAAAUGACCGAUGAAUUCCCAUUAUUCGAAGUCGUUUAUCAAAUCGUUUACAAUAACUUCCCAAUGGAAGGUCUACCGGAAAUGAUUGAAGAACUCGGUCCAAUUGAAGAAUAG
Molecule: messenger RNA, 1224 nt
Organism: Kazachstania africana CBS 2517
Lineage: Eukaryota; Fungi; Ascomycota; Saccharomycetes; Saccharomycetales; Saccharomycetaceae
Gene: GPD2
Product: glycerol-3-phosphate dehydrogenase (NAD(+)) GPD2
Exons: 1
Coding region: 1-1224 (407 amino acids)
Biological process (GO): glycerol-3-phosphate catabolic process; carbohydrate metabolic process
Cellular component (GO): nucleus; cytosol; glycerol-3-phosphate dehydrogenase (FAD) complex
Molecular function (GO): glycerol-3-phosphate dehydrogenase [NAD(P)+] activity; protein homodimerization activity; NAD binding
Source: RefSeq, a predicted model, not a curated record